ACCUCCCUCAUCACCACCUUGCCGAGUGCAGCAACACAACUUCUCUCUCGUCAAUUGUCUCCUUGGUUCUCUGCUCACAAAGCCUUGUUGACUAUUCCGUCAGAGCCUCGAGAAGCACGAAUCAGGCGCAUCUCUCCAUCGCCCUACCAUCACCCAAUCGUCACUCCCUCAAGCUGACCUCACUCUUGACUUACAUCAUGCCUUACGCGCCUCCGUGGCUCAACCUGAAGGGUUCUGCGAAGAAGAAGCAGGUCGCCAAAUCGCCUGAGGACAAGAUGCCUACCCCCGACAGCAAGCUGAGCCAGAGCGUCCACGUUUCUGGAAAGAAAAAGAAGAAGAGUAAGGGUAAGAAGAAGGCCAAGGCUCACAAGCUCCAGGAAGGCGAUCUGGCCGAUGGAGAACAGGCUUCGGAUGUGAGUGGCUUUGUCAAAGGCCAGAGCCCUACUCUUUCUACCAAGGAUGAGACCUUUGUCACUGUCGAGGAGAUUGAUCCUCAAGAGGAAGAGAUGGUCAGGAUCAAGAAGGAGCCUAUGAGCCCGACCCUGCCCAAGGCAACUGUUUUUCAGGAAGCAGUCGCACCCGAGGGCUCUGUCGCAGACGAGCAUUUUUCAACUCCUCUGCAGUCGCCAGUCCCCACAAAGUCCGAAUUGACCAAGGAGAACGCCCCGCUACGUUCUGAGAGUCGCGUCCCACUCCCGCGAUACCCUCCCUUUGAGCAUGCGAAAAGGUCCGCUUCACCCUCUCCGAGCUCCCAACUCCACGCCGAGAAUCCAACGGCCCUGAUGUCGCUGCUCAACAACAUCAACUCUAGAAAUGAGAAGAACAGCACUAUGAAGGCCAGGUCGCCACAGAAGUUCAAGUUAACUCCCGUCCCGAACUCGACUCUCGACCAGAACUUCCCUCCCACCUCGCCUCUCAACUCCAAGACUCCCGGCCCGAUGCCCAGGAUGAUGCAAUUUGACUCGUCCCCCAACCGCUUUUCGCCCUCCAAGUCGAACAAGUGCACCCCAGUCCCGUUGCCGACCACCAAGGGCUUCCCAGCUGCUCCCAAGCUCGGCACUCCGUUUAGAGCUGGGGCUGGAACGGAAGACGAUCCGCUCACUCCGGCUGACGUUGACGAGAUUCUGAACCGCGUGAUGUCAAAGAACGACAGCGGCGACGAGCACGGCGAUACUGUGAUGCACGAUGUGGAGGAGCAUGCCGCCGUCAGCCCUGCGGCCGGCAAAAGAGGCGUCGCUAAUGGUGAAGAGUCAGAUGUUGAGAUGACCACUAUCAUCAAGGAUGAGCAGCACGACGAUUCGGUCGCUGACGGUCCUGUGAAGAAGACCAAGAAGUCCAAGAAGGACAAGAAGCGGCGCCUUGAAGAGUCCAACGCCUUGGACGACGAUGAGUCCAUCACCGUCUCCGCCCCUAAGAAAGCGAAGAAAACCAAAAAGAAGAAGGCCAAGAAGAUCAGUGUUGAGCAGGAGCACGAGAUCACCAUGGAUCUUGAUGGCAUGACGCAAGUCGACGAUACCAUGCAAAUUGACGACACCACGCAAGUCGAGCUGGACAAGCAGCUCAAUGAAACCGAGCACGGCGGCGCUUCUGAGACUGUUUCGGCACCCAAGGAUGUGGAGGAGCUCACCGCUGAGCAUGAGGUCACGGAGAUCGUUGAUGAGCCGGCCUCUACCGUCAAAAAGAAGAAAGCCAAGAAGAGCCGUAAGGGCAAGAAGGCCCAAGCCGAGGUUGAGGAGCAUCAGGUCAUCGAGAUCGACGAGGAUGUCGCUCCCGUCAUCUAUGUUGCCGACACUGAGCAGCAGUCCACGGAGGCAGACCAGGCCACCAAUGCCGCUACUGCGACCGAGUUUUUGCCCGCAUCUGAAGCGAAAGUGACCAAGAAAGGACGCAAGGCAAAGGAGGUUACCACCGAACCGAAGCCUGAGGAGCCCGAGUUCGAGCAGGAGGACACCGCCGCAAUCACCGCCUCCAACGUCGCCGCUACCAUGACCACCAACCCCCUCCUCGCGAUUGCCAAACAAGUCGUCAAGUUUGACAACAAUCUCUCCUUCCACUCCGAGACCUUCCAAGGCGAACUAUUCACCAUCAAGCAGAACCUCGCCGCCUUGGAGCAGCGUAUCCAAGCGAACGAGCUCCGUGCCUCAAUCCGCCAGGACAUUCUGUUCAACGCGCUGAAGAAGGUUUCCAUCAAGCUCAGCGCCAGCUCUUCGCCCGCGAUCUCUGGCACAUCUCAGGCCGAUCAUCACAAUGACCGCAGCAACAGCCCCGAUUCUUCCCCGGCGUCUGCUCAUCGUGAUCGCCUAGCUCGUUCCGUCCGCGCUACGACUGUCGGUCCUAAUGGUUCGAUUCAUAGUGUGACGCCUAUUCCGCUUCCCAAGCUUGGGAAGAGGGCUUUCAGCAGCCACCAUCGUGAGACGCCGGCUUCGGGUGCGGGUGCUGGUGCUAAAGCUGCUGGUGCUGCUGGUACUUCUGGCGCUGCCAUUGCGGAGGCUCGCAAGAUUCAGGAUAAGUUGCUGAAAGGAUUUACUACGGAGAUGAAUGCUGCGAAGGAUAAGAAGACGGUGGAGAUCAAGGGCGCGUUGUGCGUUAAGUAUGCUGAUGAUUUGUUCAAGAUGCUUUGAGGGGGUUGGUUUAGGUUGGACUUUGUCCUGCGAGGGUGAGCUUUUGCUUGAUGGUUGGUUUGUCAUUUGUUGGAGUUGUGUGGAGAAUCGGAUAGCUGGAUGCGUGGAUGUUUGCAUGCAUGGAGUUCGUGUGGGCUUCCUUUGGAGUUCAUGAUACCCUGGUUGCUUUCAAGGCAUUUGCUUUUGUUUGCUGGCUUUGGUAAAGGGUUGGCGUAUCUGUGCCGGGUGGUUCAUAUGG
Messenger RNA from Neurospora tetraspora, 2859 nucleotides. RefSeq lists its product as uncharacterized. Bases 198 to 2621 code for a protein of 807 amino acids. The transcript has a single exon. Lineage: Eukaryota; Fungi; Ascomycota; Sordariomycetes; Sordariales; Sordariaceae. The record is from RefSeq and is a predicted model, not a curated record.